GGGUUUUCCACUGUCGAGUGCCAUUUUGCGCUUUCUCUCUCUGUUCGCGGCAUCAACUCCUUCAGCGGCUGCUGUGUUCUGCAAACCACUGAUCCAUGGCAGUUGGGAAGAACAAGAGGAUCUCCAAGGGAAAGAAGGGUGGAAAGAAGAAGGCUGCUGAUCCGUUUGCAAAGAAGGAUUGGUAUGACAUUAAGGCCCCUUCCGUUUUCCAGGUCAAGAAUGUUGGCAAGACCCUGGUCACUCGGACACAGGGUACGAAGAUCGCAUCCGAAGGGCUCAAACAUAGGGUGUUUGAUGUCUCAUUGGCUGAUCUUCAAGGGGAUGAGGACCAUUCGUUCAGGAAGAUUAGAUUGAGAGCUGAAGAUGUUCAAGGGAGGAAUGUUCUGACCAACUUCUGGGGAAUGGAUUUUACGACUGACAAGUUGAGGUCGUUGGUUCGAAAAUGGCAAACACUCAUUGAAGCCCAUGUUGAUAUCAAAACAACCGACAACUACACAUUGAGGUUGUUUUGCAUUGGUUUCACCAAAAGGAGGUUCAACCAAAUUAAGAGGACUUGUUACGCGCAGACAAGUCAAGUAAGACAGAUCCGUAGGAAGAUGAGAGAGAUCAUGACAAACCAGGCUACAUCCUGUGAUUUGAAGGAGUUGGUCCGCAAGUUCAUUCCUGAAAUGAUAGGAAAGGAGAUCGAGAAGGCAACAUCCAGUAUUUAUCCGCUCCAAAAUGUUUUUAUCAGAAAAGUCAAGGUCUUGAAGGCUCCCAAGUUUGAUCUUGGAAAACUGAUGGAGGUCCAUGGUGACUACUCUGAAGAUGUUGGUGCAAAGGUAGACAGACCUGCUGAUGAAACAAUAGCAGAGGCACCCACUGAAGUUAUUGGAGCUUGAUUAAUUCAUAAUGCAUCCUUAGUUUUGCUUUAGAAUUGGUGUUAUGUUUUACUGAAUAUUAUUUAAACUUACGUCGGUUCCUUUCCAUGUAAAACUGAGAAACCAGAACCAGUUUUGUUUGACAUUUCUAAAAACAGUAUUUUUCUCGGUGAUAUAUAUUUUGGAGAUUGUUUA
Molecule: messenger RNA, 1055 nt
Organism: Arachis stenosperma
Lineage: Eukaryota; Viridiplantae; Streptophyta; Magnoliopsida; Fabales; Fabaceae
Product: 40S ribosomal protein S3a-like
Exons: 6
Coding region: 96-881 (261 amino acids)
Biological process (GO): translation
Cellular component (GO): ribosome; cytosol
Molecular function (GO): structural constituent of ribosome
Source: RefSeq, a predicted model, not a curated record